GAAAUAAUUUACAGAUGCGAGGUUUGGUUGUAUUGCUUAUUUCCAAAGCUGCUGGACCCAGCAAAGCAGAGCUCUCUUUCCAGCACAACAUGGUCAGUGGGAUUUAUUCCAGUCAAAGAAGUCUUGCAGAGAUUACGGAACUGAUCCACACUGCCUUUCUGGUGCAUCGAGGCAUAGUGAACAUUGGUGAGCUCAAGUCCUGUGAUGGCCCGCUGAAGGAUAUGCAAUUUGGGAAUAAAAUGGCUGUUCUGAGUGGAGAUUUUCUGCUCGCAAAUGCUUGCACAAGUCUUGCUCAGUUACAGAAUACCAAGGUUGUGGAACUCAUAUCAAGUGCUAUUGGUGAUUUAGUUCAAGGUAUCUACUAUGAAAAUUCAAGAUCAUCUGAGAACUGUCUUACAGAUGACAUUGGAAUAUCUACGUGGAAGGAACAGGUUUUCCUGUCACAUAGUGCCUUGCUGGCAAAGAGCUGCCAGGCUGCAAUGGAACUAGCAAAGCAUAGCUCUGAGAUUCAGGACAUGGCAUUUCGGUAUGGAAAGCACAUGUCCAUGAGUCAUAAGCUGCAUUCAGACCUUCAGCCAUUUGUUAAAGAAAGUUCUAGUGAUGCCAUGGCCUUCAGUUUGAAUUGUGCUCCUGCAGUCCUUCAUCAGGAAUUCCUUGGAAGGGAUGCAUGGAUUAAACAGAUCAGAGAGGCACAAGGAAAAGGAAAUUUGAUGGACUACAAGAAGCUGCAAGAAGCGAUCAAGGCUGGCAAAGGUGUGACUUCUGCCAUCGACCUGUGCCGUUGCCAUGGAAACCGCGCACUGGCAGCCCUGGAGAGUUUCCCUCCCUCGGAGGCCAGAGCCGCCCUGGCCAACAUCGUCCACGCCGUGACCCGGUUCUCCUGAGCUCUUCGUGGGAGCUGCCUGGUGCCCAUCGGCAGGGACCCGCCUGACCUCCCUCCAUGACAGGCAAAAUUCGGGGAAGGGGGAGAAAAAGGAAAAAGAAAGACGGGGGAAAUAAAAAAAGGUCACGCGUUCACUUGUCGUGCCAGAAGCACACUUGAGGCUGCGCCGGCAGAAAUAAUUAAUGAGGCCCGUUUCCGUGACUUCAGCAAAUGGACAGGAAAUAAGUGCGUAUUGAUUGGGCAUCGGCGGGGACGGCGCCAGGGCGGAGGCCGGUGGUUUUCCUGCCCAGGGAGGGCGUGCGGAGGGAGCGGGUGUCACACAAAACGCCCCCGGCUGCCAGAGCCAGCGGGCACCCCAUCUUCCACUGCAGGGCAGGGAAUUAACAGGGGAAAGUCCUUGAUCUGUCUGCGCGGCCGGGGCUCCUCGCGCUCUUUUCAUGUAUUGCAAUGUAAAGUUGCCCUGUGUCUAAUGCUUUCCCUAUCUGAGAAACUUGCCGAGAAAAUGUGUCAAGCAUGGUAAGUAGGAGCUUUAAGAUAUUUAAUCAAAUAUUAAUUUGGCUCUGCUGAGGGAAGUGGCUGCCUGGUUUUUGUACUGUGCGUACAGAAUGUGCUUCUCUGGGUCAAAGAAUUGAAGGAAUUGAGGGAAUACCCUUCUCUAAGAUCGAGUAGUUUGUUUCUGCACAACCUUACACAGAAUAAUUUCCUGGAUUUGCGAUGCUUGUAUUCGUUUCAGCCAAAUAAAUGGUAAUUUGUAAGGCUAGAUGUCAGCCUUGGGCAGAAAAGAACACAAAGUCUGUGUGAAAUUCUUCUGUGAGCGCAGCCUUUCGCGGCUCUGAAUGAAAUGGAGAAAACAUUGGAGAAGUUCUGAAUCUCAGUGUUCUGAAUUUUAAAGUCCAACUACAGAAAGCUUGAGGUGUAUCAGGAGCUUGCAAUGUGAGACUGUCUCUGUUUUGUUCAUAGGAGAUGAUUUUUGUGGUUUGCAUGCAUGCAAUCUGAGAACAUCGUUGACAAGAAGGCUGAGUUUACAUAAAUGAUCUAGAUUGAGACUCAGCUACCUUUCUUCCUUCUGUGGUGUAAUUACAGCCCGAUCUGGAGACAGCUAGCACAGCAAACAGAUUUCAUUACAUCGUUCACUCAAACACUAAGUGGAGUUAUUUCUGUUAAAUUCUCUCCUCCCUCCUUCUCCCCCUGCACUCCUCCCCGCUCUGUCACACAGCUUAUUUAUCAUAGACCAGUGUGUUGCAUUCCACCGAGUGCAAAAUACAAAUACAAACUGUAUCCUCUAAAAAUAUACUGAAAAUGUAUCCCGCAUAAUGUACAUAAUAUUCCAUGUAAUAUAUGUCUAUAUUAUACUGUAAUAUUGCAUGUAUAAUAAGGACGCUUGAGACAAUCUUUGUACAGGAGCAGUGUCCAAAACUCAGGACUUGUUUUAUUUUGGAGAAUGUCUUCAGCAUGAGACCACUUCUUGCUUGCACUUUGUUUUCCAUGCCUGCCCUGGCAUUUUCUGUCUUCCCAAGCUCAGGGCACUUCUGCCCAUGUUGGUGCUGCUGCUGCAGGAAGGCUGGAGGCUGCAGAAGAGCACACAGGUGAUGGCAUCCAUGGGCAUCUGCCUUAGAACUUCAGGGAACUUCACAGGUGCAAAUGUACACUGGUUAGCUAACGUAGGCACCAGGCUUGAAAGUAAAUACUUAAAUUCAACCCCAGUUGUAUUUCAGACAGCUUUUCUGGACCUGGACCUGAUUGUUACAUGUUACAUAUAGAAGAAGCCAUACCUUGUCUUUAUUUUACAUCUACGCUAAGUGCUUCAAAAUGAUUAAAGGCUACAGGAAACUGGGGUCUGCUGGAGAUAUUCUGAGCUAUCUUACCUCGGUUAUAUGAAGAAAAAAAUCAAACAUGCAAAACAACUGUGUACACCUGGUUUAUUUUUUCAUGCAAGUACAUCUUUUUUAUUUGUACUUUUUACUAAUAAAGGCAAAUCGACAAAACUA
Molecule: messenger RNA, 2871 nt
Organism: Centrocercus urophasianus (Greater sage-grouse)
Lineage: Eukaryota; Metazoa; Chordata; Aves; Galliformes; Phasianidae
Gene: PDSS2
Product: decaprenyl diphosphate synthase subunit 2
Exons: 7
Coding region: 15-884 (289 amino acids)
Biological process (GO): ubiquinone biosynthetic process; isoprenoid biosynthetic process
Cellular component (GO): transferase complex; mitochondrion
Molecular function (GO): prenyltransferase activity
Source: RefSeq, a predicted model, not a curated record